GCUGACGAGGCCGUGCGUCGGCGCAUCACGGCGGGUGCGUGUGAGGUCAUUGCGCGAGCGCGGGCGGGGUCCGACGGUUUGAACGAGGCGAAGACGGAACCGGAGCCGGGCGCGCGGACAGCGGACGCGGGUUCCCUCAGAGCCGAAGAUGGCAGUCAAUGUGUACUCAACAUCAGUCACCAGUGACAACCUAAGUCGACAUGACAUGCUGGCUUGGAUCAAUGAAUCUCUACAGUUGAAUCUGACAAAGAUAGAACAGUUGUGUUCAGGGGCUGCAUACUGUCAGUUUAUGGACAUGCUCUUUCCUGGCUCCAUUGCCUUGAAGAAAGUGAAAUUUCAAGCUAAGCUAGAACACGAAUAUAUCCAGAACUUCAAAAUACUACAAGCAGGUUUCAAGAGGAUGGGUGUUGACAAAAUUAUUCCUGUGGAUAAAUUAGUAAAAGGAAAAUUUCAGGACAAUUUUGAAUUUGUUCAAUGGUUCAAGAAGUUUUUUGAUGCAAAUUAUGAUGGAAAAGAGUAUGACCCUGUAGCUGCCAGACAAGGUCAAGAAACUGCAAUGGCUCCUUCUCUUGUCGCUUCAGCUCUGAGUAAACCGAAGAAACCUCUCGGCUCCGGCUCUGCAGCUCCACAGAGACCCGUUGCAACACAGAGAACUACUGCAGCUCCUAAGGCCGGCCCAGGAAUGGUGCGGAAGAAUCCUGGGGUGGGCAGUGGGGAUGAUGAAGCAGCGGAAUUGAUGCAGCAGGUCAAAGUAUUGAAGCUUACUGUUGAAGACUUGGAGAAGGAGAGAGACUUCUACUUCGGAAAGCUAAGGAACAUUGAACUGAUUUGCCAGGAGAAUGAGGGGGAAAACGACCCUGUACUACAGAGAAUUGUAGAUAUUCUUUAUGCCACAGAUGAAGGCUUCGUGAUACCUGAUGAAGGGGGCCCACAGGAGGAACAAGAAGAGUAUUAAGAGCCUGGACCAGCAGAGCAACAUCUGAAGUCUUCACUCCAAAUCAUGUGCUUAACUGUUAAAUACUCCCUUUUAUUAUUCUUAGAGGAUUCACUGGUUUCUUUUCAUAAGCAAAAAGUACCUCUUCUACAAAGUGCACUUUGCAGAAGUCUCACCUUUUCAGAUGCGUUUGAGUUAGGAGCUGUUGCCUUGUAGCAGAGCAGUAUUAACAUCUAGUUGGUUCACCAGGGGAACAGAGAGGCCAACAUGGGACUCUUCGUGUGGAUGCUGGUCACACUGACUGAUGGAGAAGGGGGUUUAUAAUACAUGAAGUGACAGCCUCAGAGAAAUGUAAAGACUGAAUUGAAUUUAAGGUAAUGUGAAAUUCUGGCAGAGAAUGAAUUAAUAAAUAAAUGCCUUAAGAGUAUUUAAAAUAUGCUUCCAUAUUUCAAAAUAUAAAAUGUAGCAUGACAGGAGAUUCUAUGUGUCCGACAUUGUGUCUGGGAAGGAAGGGUCAGACUUUAGACCCGCUGGAACCUGCUGUCACAGACCUUUCGAGGCUGCUUGACUCUCACAGGUGCAGCCUUU
Messenger RNA from Acomys russatus (golden spiny mouse), 1522 nucleotides. It is a transcript of the gene Mapre1, whose product is annotated as microtubule associated protein RP/EB family member 1. The transcript is spliced from 7 exons. Lineage: Eukaryota; Metazoa; Chordata; Mammalia; Rodentia; Muridae. The record is from RefSeq and is a predicted model, not a curated record. Gene Ontology annotation, molecular function: microtubule plus-end binding. The coding region runs from base 149 to 955 and encodes 268 amino acids. Gene Ontology annotation, biological process: protein localization to microtubule plus-end; regulation of microtubule polymerization or depolymerization; spindle assembly. Gene Ontology annotation, cellular component: microtubule organizing center; microtubule plus-end; cytoplasmic microtubule.